GUUUGCUCUAUGUAGAACACUGCCUCGCGACUUGCCAGCACGUACGCCUGCACGGCUGCCACUCUGCUGCGGAUGGCUGUGCUACAAUCAAGCCGCAGCCGGUGCCGAUAUGUCGCCACGUAAUGGAUACCUAGUUUUAUUGACUCAGUGUUCAGCCGCACGGAACGAAACGCGACGGGGCAAUUGGCGACAACGUGAGUGCGAAAGCGCGCCGAGAAAUAUCAAAACGAGAUCCAGCAGCUUCGCCGUCAGGACAACACGGUGCGACAAAUCCCGAAACUCGAAAAUGAACGGCCUCUCGAUCGGCAUGGCCGUAGUGGGGCUCGCGCAAGCGGCGGCCCAGAUCGUACGCCUCCUGUCUGGGGUAGCCGAUGCGCCCUCGAUUUCACGUGACGUGAUCGCGGAGGUGGGGUCCAUGGAAGUCAUCCUGCGUCUGCUUGAGACGUUCGUGCUCGGUUCCGCCGCCCACAACGAAGAUCGCACAUCCCUCGUUCGUGUCGAUGACCUCGUUACCAUCCUGACCAGCUGUGUCUGUGCCUUCUCCGAGCUCCACUUUAUCCUAGACGGCUGCGACACCAGCGACCCGGAUGCGACUCGAGUGACUCUCUGGGAUCGAGCCCGAUGGGCGGCGAAGUAACCAGAACUCGUUCGGGUGUUGAGGAAUCUACAAAGCCACAAGAUUUCGGUGAGUUCGUUUCUGGCAAUGUUAGUUCACUCCGUCAGUCAUGUUUUCUGCCAACAUGUCCAUCACUGAUCUUGGAGUGUAGGGUAACUGCGGUCGAAGGGCGGAACGAGAGGCAGGAACUCAGGGACCUCAUCACGAUUUUGCGACGCGACGUGGAUCUCGAUCAGCGGAUGGUGUCUUUCGCGUCUA
Tricharina praecox is the source of this 874-nucleotide messenger RNA. RefSeq lists its product as uncharacterized. The coding region runs from base 110 to 637 and encodes 175 amino acids. Lineage: Eukaryota; Fungi; Ascomycota; Pezizomycetes; Pezizales; Pyronemataceae. The transcript has a single exon. The record is from RefSeq and is a predicted model, not a curated record.